AUGCGCCCUCGAUCAAUCUAUCAACUCAUAACGGAUCGAUUCGCCUUGCCUAACGGAACGACCUCCUCAUGCGGUACCGCUCCGUCAGGACUCUAUUGCGGGGGUACGUAUACCGGAAUCAUCUCUGAACUCGACUACAUCCAAGGCAUGGGAUUCGACACCAUUUGGAUCUCUCCUGUGGUCGAGAAUAUAGGGGGCAUGACACAAUAUGGAGAAGCGUAUCAUGGGUAUUGGACAUUGAAUCCAGACAAUUUGAACGAUCACUUUGGUACGGCAGACGAACUCAAGAGUCUCUCAAAGGCAUUACACGAUCGAGGGAUGUAUCUCAUGGUUGAUAUCGUUAUCAAUCACGUCGCAGCUACCUCAAGCUCGGGCUUCGUCCCCAAUCCCGCCUAUGGUCCGUUCUCCAAACACAGCGACUAUCACUCCUUCUGCUGGGUCAAGGACUACAACAAUCAGACAAACGUUGAGGAUUGUUGGCUUGGCGAUAGUGAAGUGGCUCUUCCCGAUCUCAAUACAGAAUCCCAGCAUGUCAUUGACUACUGGUACGAUUGGGUCCCUAAACUCGUUUCAAAUUAUUCCAUCGACGCGCUACGGAUCGACACGGUCAAGCAUGUAGAUAUGGCAUUUUGGCCAGGAUUCACUCAAGCCGCUGGAGUCUAUUCCGUCGGAGAGGUCUGGAACGGGGAUGCAAAGUACGUCGGGGCGUAUCAGAAGGAAGGAAAAGUCAAUCCUCUCAAUUACCCGAUCUAUGACCCUCUGGUCAAGGCAUUUCAGGGUUCCGAUGGAAGCAUGGAUGAUCUGGUCAGUGGAAUCGCGCAAGUCAAGGAUAAUUUUGUCGAUCCCACAUUAUCUGGAGUAUUCCUGAACAAUCAGGACAACCCGAGGUUCGAAAGUUACACACAGGAUACGUCGCUACGAAAGAAUGCCGAAGCCUAUGCGCUGAUCGGUGACGGAAUCCCUAUCGUCUAUUAUGGUAGCGAGGCUGGAUUCAAUGGUGGCAAUGAUCCCGAUAACCGGGAGCCCUUCUGGCCUGCCGGCUACAAGACUGACACUGACAUGUAUGGCUUCUUCAAGUCUUUGAACGCUGCUAGAUCAGCGGCUGGCGCAGCGUCUUCCUCUUUCUACACGACUCAGAUGAGCGUAUCUGCCUUGUCAGACAACGAGAUCCUCAUUGUCAAAGGAUCUCUGGUUUCGGUUCUCUCGAAUCGUGGGUCGAGUGGAUCCACUGCUUUGGUUCUACCAUCGAAAUCGACUUCUUUCCCUCCCUCAGCGCACGUAGUGGAUGCCGUCUCCUGCGACAGCAUGACGACCGAUCAGGACGGUGAUCUCAAUUUACCCAUUACCAAUGGCCUGCCUCGUGUCUUGUUACUUGCAGAACAUCAAGGCCCGAAAGUGUGCCCUGGAGGGACGAAUGAACUGAGUACGUUGGAAUCAAAGUCUAUUCUCAAUCGCAAUUUACCGGGUCAUCUUCCAAUCUUGAACUUUUUGUCUUUGGGGAUCAUUGGCUUUAUAUUGACGUUCUGGUGA
Kockovaella imperatae is the source of this 1530-nucleotide messenger RNA. Its product is annotated as glycoside hydrolase superfamily. The transcript has 6 exons. Bases 1 to 1530 code for a protein of 509 amino acids. Gene Ontology annotation, molecular function: alpha-amylase activity; calcium ion binding. Lineage: Eukaryota; Fungi; Basidiomycota; Tremellomycetes; Tremellales; Cuniculitremaceae. The record is from RefSeq and is a predicted model, not a curated record. Gene Ontology annotation, biological process: carbohydrate catabolic process.